Molecule: messenger RNA, 1692 nt
Organism: Pyrenophora tritici-repentis Pt-1C-BFP
Lineage: Eukaryota; Fungi; Ascomycota; Dothideomycetes; Pleosporales; Pleosporaceae
Source: RefSeq, a predicted model, not a curated record
AUGGCUACUCUAGCGUCGGCUCGCCAGACAUCAGUGCCAGUCCAGCAGCUGACGCCCCCAAGCAGCUCUCACGGCGCCGGAGGGUCGUGGGACUUUGCUGUGCCCGUCAACAACUUGAGAGAGUCCUACGAACAAGAGUCUUACAUGUCCGAAUACGGCGCUGCCGCCCACGGUUCCCGCCAGCCCCUCACGUCACAAGCCAACGGUUUCGCAAAGCCUGUACGCUCACCCACCUGGGACUCGCAGGACGCUGCCCGUUCACAGCUGUCGCCCGCCCCAAUGAAUGAACUGCACAAGAAAAAAAGCGGGGACAUGAUUGCUAGCAACGCGGACCAGGACAGUGUGCUGGAGUACUACAAAAGCCACACCAACACCAACACCAAGAAAGGCCCAACUUCCAUCAAGGGGAAGGCCAAGAAGAAGGUCGUCAAGGCUGGUCCAGAACCCGAGUAUGACGCAAACGCCUGGAUACACCGGGACAAGCUCAAGGAGAUUGAGACCCGCGAAUUAGAGGAGGCCGGCUUCAGAGUAGGACGCGACAGUCGGUCCAACAGUCGUUCGCAAAGCGCUACCCGACGUGCGCGAGUCCGUACAAACUCGGAAUCUACCGAGCAGAGCAAGGACGGCGAGCUCACCGAGCCGACCGAGCCCCGGAAACGCAUCUCAACCAUACCAGCUGAAGACGAGGAGGCUGUAGAGGAGUAUCAAGAUGACACCACCGACUUCCAUCCUUCGCGAGGCGGCCACACCGUGAGACCUAGUACGUCUCGCAUUCCUCUGCCCAAGUCCAGCGGUAUACCCGUGCCUGCUUCACUGGCGGACCGUGAUGCGCCGUUGUCAAGGUCCAGAGGCAACAGUGGCAACUGGAGCGAGAAUGCAAUCGGUGCCAUGGGUGCACGUGUGCGCAGUGGCAGUGUGGGCAGUCAAGCGUUGCUUGAUGACGACGGAAGGCAGAGGACGCCCCCAGAAGGCGGUCACAGACGCAACAUCUCGACUGGCAGCUGGACUCCUCCAAAAUCUCCCCAGAAGUCUCCCGUAAAGAAGGCACCAGCCAAGUCGACCACUGCAGGGCGCAAGACCGGUACCCAGAAGACUCAAGCAAAGUCUCGGGCAACAUCAGGCAAUUCACCUCCCAAGCGUCCUCGUACAAGCGGCGGGUCAAUCACGAGGCCUACUACCGCCCAUCGACCAGAAGGCGAGGCUCCGUGGAUAGCAUCCAUGUACAAGCCCGACCCUCGUCUACCGCCGGACCAACAAAUCAUCCCUACACAUGCUAAGCGAAUGCAGCAAGAGCAGUGGGAGAAUGAAGGCAGAGUGGGUUCCAUGUACGACAAGGACUUCCGACUGCUCAACGACAACGAAAUGGCGGACAAGCGCCUUUCGCAGCUGGCCAAUUUGGACCCCAUCGCCAUCGAAAAGGCGCGUCAGAACGAGACCUGGCCCCUUCCAAGCCCUACCAAGGACGAGUCUCCGUCACUUGAGAAGAUCGACACGAAUACCGCCAGGUCUCCAGGCCCCGAACAAGGUGGCUACAAACUAACCCCGACGAUACCCCAAGGUCCCGACCGCACUCCUUCGCCAAAGCUGGCCCCUCCAAUCGAACCCGCACAGCCCAAGCGUACAGUCACCCGGGUGCCCGAACCAGUGGAGGAGGCCAAGGAGAAGAAGGGCUGCAGCUGCAUUGUCAUGUAG